GCUGCGGAAUCGAUCAUUGGCGACCUCGCCAGAUUACGCGCGACCGCCAGAGUUGAAGUUCCCGAGCCUCCUAGCACUACAGAGACUGUUACUGACCAACCACAGCAAGGUGCAAUCAUAACUGUUGAGAAACCACACCCUGAGGAAAAGGAUGUUGUUGAAGACCCAGUAGAGAUGAUGCUAAGUAGGGCGAGAGAAGCUCUGAUGGCUGACAAGCUGGAGAGGAAGAUCGAUCG
Messenger RNA from Perkinsus marinus ATCC 50983, 236 nucleotides. RefSeq lists its product as hypothetical. The record is from RefSeq and is a predicted model, not a curated record. NCBI's taxonomy places the organism in Eukaryota, Perkinsozoa, Perkinsida, Perkinsidae. The annotation marks the transcript as partial. The transcript has a single exon.